CUUGGAAGAUCCAUCCUUCGUUGUGUGCCUUGUGAUCAGCAGCAAUGGUGGAUGAGUCAAAAGAUGCAGUUCAUGGCAUGAGAUCUGUCACAGUGGUGCUCUCGGCUCUGGCAGCAGGGUGGGUUCAUCAUGCGAUGUCCUUCGCCCAACCACGAGCACGUCCACAUGCAUCGACUCAUCGUGGAUUUCCGUUUCGUCGGCACUCUCGGGAUCGGCCGUUGUCAGUCGUUGGUCUGAGCAGUGAGGAGAGGGAGAGCUGCGAUGUCACAGAAGUGGAUGGCUUUCCGCCGUGUGAGCCGACGGAAACGUUUGAAGAGAGCAAAACGGACACGACAAUGAAUGGAUGGAUGAGGAGGUGUGGAUGUGAUUUGAAUGUGUGCCUGCACUGCAGCUGAUGAGUUCCUAAAGCAGUACUGGCAGAAACGGCCGCUGCUGGUCCGCCAGGCCUUCCCCGACUUCAAGUCGCUCCUGUCGCCGGAGGAACUGGCAGGUAAUUGCUGGGGACACAUGGACACACAGAUGGAUGCACACAUCCUUCUCUCUCACAUUAUUUGAUGGUGUGUGUGCAGGGCUAGCAAUGGACGAAGAGGUGGAGAGCCGUGUGGUGUCGCAUGAGACGGCGGCCGACGGUACCCGACGGUGGACCAAACGAAACGGCCCCUUCCACGAAGCCUUCUUCACCCAAGAGUUUGCUAACUGUAACACCACUCUGCUCGUGCAAGAGUGCAACCGACACAUUCCACCGGUCAGACACAGACAGUCUGGGCUGAAGGAACAGUCAUCCAUCACACGCCACGCCACGCCUGUUGCCUCGUGUGUGUAGAACUGCAGUUGAGUUCGUUCCUUGACUUCUUCCGGUUCAUCCCGUCUUGGCGGAUCGAUGAUCUGAUGAUCAGCUAUGCUCCGAAAGGCGGCGGCGUCGGGCCACACGUCGACUCAUAUGACGUCUUUCUGCUGCAGGUAGGUACCUUAAGAGAGAAGGGGAAGGGGAAGGAGAGUCCACCACUUAAUCAAUCUUGCUUCUGUGUCUUUGUGUACGUACGUCCGUACAGGGUGCUGGUCGCCGGCAGUGGAGCAUCGAGAGCGGCAAGCUGUCACUGAGGAAUGAGGAGGACCGCCUGGUGCCCGACAGCCCCGUCAGGUGAGGGAAACAAGGUCAGUGCGGGCACUGGCUCACUUAGUCAUGGUCGGUCCUCAGAGUGGUUGAGGGCUUCACGCCAAGCCACAGCUGGACUCUUGCACCAGGCGACAUGCUCUACCUCCCACCAAGGUAAGGAGCCAGCGAUUUGAUACACGGCCGGGGCAAUCCGGUCAUUCACUGACUUGUGUGUCGUCAAUUGCUUAAGAGUGGUGCACGACGGCGUCUCGCUGGACGAUGAGUGUAUGACGUACUCGAUCGGUUUCAGGUAUGCGCCCAUCUAGAUAACGUGUGUUGGAGUGCGGUGCCAAUCACGGCUGCGUGCGUCUUUGUGUGUGUGGACACUCAGGGCCCCCCGUCGGCAGGAGAUCGCCAUGGCCUACAUCGACAGGAUGGCUGAUUACAUCGAGGACGAAAGGCGGAGCCUUAACGAUGACUUCUUCACAGACGACCACAGAUCGUCGUGAGUGAGAAACCGGGGUCGCUUUAUAUAUCGCUUUAUUUGCCUAAUCGGUCAUCCUUCCACUACCCCUCUCUGCGUGUAUGUGUGUGCAGAGCGCAGCGCGACUAUGGCGAGAUCGAUAGUCACGACGAACGUGUGUUCCGCGACAUGCUCAGGUGCGCAAGUGACGAUGCUUCCCAAUACUCAUUCCUCUCUCUUUUUUCGCUCACAGUACACGCAUCGCAUGCACGUGAAUGCAUGUAUCAUGUGUGAAUCUGUGCGUGUAUGCAGGCAUGAGCUGGCUGUGGCGAUGGACGAGUGCGGGGAUGAGCGGCAGCUUGUGUUCAUGGGCGAGCACAUCACCGCCCCUAUGCGUUUCCAUCCAUCCCUCCCAAUGGACAUCUACGGGAUGGAUCAGCGCCACGCCGACGCACUCUUGCACGAGAUACUUCUGCACGAUGACAACAACAACAACAUCAACGCCGGGCUAGAAAAGGACCUUAUAGUGGAUGGGACCAUCAGGGUAUCCCCCGCCCUGGCAGCAUACGCGCCGCUCUCUGACGAUGUGCCCGAUCAGCAAAGAGUGCUCAAGUGGGCCGAGGGCGUCAAUUUUGCUCAUGCCCUCGGCAGCUGUCCACAAAGUGUUGCUUACCUGUUUGCGUACGGCAAGUCGUUCAAGCUACCCUUUGGUGCUGGGGGCGAUGUGUUCCUCCCUGUGCUGACCAGCGGGCGGACCGUGGCCUUCAGCCAACUAAGGAGGGCUCUUCCUCCUGGGGCAAGCAAUCCCGACGACAAGUGUCAGUGUCGGCAGCUGCUGAGACAGCUACUGAUGGAGGGAUACAUCUAUGACCCACACAUGGUGCUCGAGCCAUCCAUAGAGGAGGAAGAGGAGCGAAAUGGCAGCCACGAAAUAGACUUGGACACGGAACUGCCAGCAAGAAGACCUCGUAAGCAAGCAUUAAUGCAAUGUCACCGAUUUAUGACUGCUCGUCUGUCUGUCUGUCUGUCUGUCUGUCAGAGUCGUGACAUGUGGAAGUCGUCCGUCGAGCAGGAGCGUCUGCGUGCCGACAAGCUCCACUCACGACAAGCUAAAGCACGGCAGCCAUUUAUGGUGGAGAGACAUGGCAUCCACCAAGAGAGGGCAGCGAUGAAAGAACCAAGAGGUUUUCCUCACUGUGGGGGGGACCUGGGCAAGGCGGGCGGGGACAAGGUGUGAUGCUUUGAGCAUUGGGACGUCCGUGACUGUGGCCGCUCUGUGUUUCUUUGCGCACUGCACAUCCUAGCUGUUUCCUGGCUGUAUCAUAGUUGAGGAGGUCUGCAUGGAUGCGGCGGUGAGAAAUGUGUGUGCUGG
Molecule: messenger RNA, 2931 nt
Organism: Vitrella brassicaformis
Lineage: Eukaryota; Vitrellaceae
Source: the annotation of a GenBank genome assembly